Messenger RNA from Vitis vinifera (wine grape), 2306 nucleotides. RefSeq names its product cysteine-rich receptor-like protein kinase 10. Gene Ontology annotation, molecular function: protein kinase activity; ATP binding. The record is from RefSeq and is a predicted model, not a curated record. The transcript has 7 exons. Bases 196 to 2178 code for a protein of 660 amino acids. Gene Ontology annotation, biological process: protein phosphorylation. NCBI's taxonomy places the organism in Eukaryota, Viridiplantae, Streptophyta, Magnoliopsida, Vitales, Vitaceae.
UCUACUAUUUCUUAUUUUCCAAAGGAAAUUGUGUUGAAGGGCAGGGCACAACCGGCUGAGACGGGAAAAGAUGUGCGUCCAGAACACCCUUUUCCUCCUUAUGUGGGCACUGAAUCUAAUUGAUGAAGCAACCGAAAGCCAAGGAAUUAACGUGUUUCAUAGACCAAGCCCUUGAAGGAGGAAGUUGUAGCCAUUAUGCCAACCCUCUUGUUGCUUUGCAUGCUUGUCUUGCUCAACUGCCUUGCUACUGAAUCCGCACCUGGGUAUCUAUAUCAUAUCUGUCCCAACACGACUACUUUCAACCCAAAUAGCAGCUAUGAAACCAAUCUCAAUUUCGCUCUCUCUUCUCUUUCCUCCAACGCCACCCGUGACACCGGAUUCUACAACGUCACCGCCGGCCGAACACCUCCGGACGUUGCCUACGGCCUCUUUCUCUGCCGAGGUGAUGUUACCUCCCAAGUCUGUCAAGAUUGCGUGGCGACUGCCGUUAAUGAGACAGUCAGACAGCGGUGUCGCGGCUUUAAACAGGCCAUUAUUUGGUAUGAUGAGUGCAUGUUGCGUUACUCAAAUGAGUCUUUCUUCUCCCAAGUUUCUGAAUCGCCCAGAGUUUCCAUGUGGAAUACGCAGAAUAUCACAGAGCCAGACCAGUUUAAUCAGGUGCUGGGAGACACCUUAGACUCCAUAAGGACUCAAGCUGUGAAUGAUCAAUCUGGCAAGAAGUUUGCCACUAAAGAAGAAAAUUUCACAGGAUUUCAAAGGGUGUACAGCCUAGUGCAGUGCACACCUGAUUUAUCUCCAGACCAAUGCGAUCGGUGUCUCAUAGGAACCAUUGCAAUCCUCCCUGAUUGCUGCGGUGGCAAACAGGGGGCAAGGGUCCUGUUUCCAAGCUGCAACGUUCGGUAUGAGUUGUACCCAUUCUACCAGAGUGUGGCCGCACCACCAUCUCCUCCGCCGGCUCGACCUUCAGAACCAAGCACUGAAGGAAAAGGUGGAAUAUCUUCAAAAACAAUUGUCAUCAUAGUUGUUCCAACGUUUGUCUCUGUGGUGAUCUUCUCUAUUCUAUGCUACUGUUUCAUACGUAGGUGUGCUAAGAAGAGAUACGAUACUUUAGAAGCGGAAAAUGUUGAGUUCAAUAUCACCACCGAGCAGUCAUUGCAAUUUGAUUUGGCUACAAUUCAAGCUGCUACAAAUAACUUCUCUGACCAUAACAAGAUUGGUGAGGGGGGAUUUGGUGCCGUAUACAAGGGUACACUUUCUAGUGGACAAGAAAUUGCUAUAAAGAGGCUAUCUAAAAGCUCUGGGCAAGGUGCAGUAGAAUUCAAAAAUGAGGUUGUAUUGGUAGCCAAGCUUCAACACAGAAAUCUAGUGAGGUUAUUGGGAUUUUGCUUGGAAGGGGAAGAGAAGAUACUUGUCUAUGAAUAUGUGCCCAACAAAAGCCUUGACUACUUCCUGUUUGAUCCUGAUAAACGAGGACAAUUGGAUUGGUCAAGACGGUACAAGAUUAUUGGAGGAAUAGCCCGAGGGAUUCUUUAUCUUCAUGAAGAUUCCAGGCUCAGAGUUAUACAUCGUGAUCUAAAAGCCAGCAAUGUUUUGCUAGAUGGUGAUAUGAACCCUAAAAUUUCAGAUUUUGGCAUGGCAAGGAUUUUUGGUGUAGAUCAAACUCAAGGAAAUACAAACAGAGUUGUUGGCACAUAUGGUUACAUGUCUCCAGAGUAUGCAAUGCAUGGACGCUUCUCUGUCAAGUCCGAUGUCUAUAGUUUUGGUGUCUUAGUUUUAGAGAUUAUAAGUGGCAAGAGGAGUAAUUGUUUCCACGAAUCAGACCAAGCAGAAGACCUUCUGAGCUAUGCUUGGAAACUUUGGAGGAAUGACACACCCUUGGAAUUUAUGGGCCCAACGACAAGGAAUUCUUUCUCAAAAAAUGAAGUCAUUAGGUGCAUCCAUAUGGGGUUAUUAUGUGUUCAAGAAGAUCCGGAUGACAGACCAUCCAUGGCAUCGGUAGUUCUCAUGCUCAGCAGUUACUCUGUUACUCUACCAUUGCCUCAACAGCCAGCCUCCUUUAGUCGCACGGGAGCACUGUCAGACUUUCCAAUAAUGGCACUGGAAUCGGACCAAUCUGCAAGUAAGUCAAUGACAUGGUCUGUGAAUGAAGCUUCAAUCACUGAUUUAUAUCCUAGAUAGGAUGAAGAGACUGGGCAAUCUCUAAAAUAACGACAUGUUUAAUUGUGAUAAAAUGAACUUGAAUUCUAAGCUUAAUUGUGCUGUUUGAAUGCUCGGAACCUUGAAAUGUAUUUCCAAGUUUCUAGUCA